AUGUCACUCCAAGUUCGGAUCCCAAUCGGAUUGCGACCCGGAACCCUGCCAUUAUACUUCCUUCUCAAUCCAUUACGUAACAUAAUCCUCAGAUUUCCUCGAAUCCAAACCCUAAUUCCCCAAAUGGUUACUCAAUGCGGAGCCAGUAAGAGACCCACUUGUCCAUCAUGCUCCAAACCGACCCGUAUUUGCCUCUGUGUGCGGCUCAAGACUCCGAGGCUUGAUAACUCUGUAACCGUUACCAUUUUUCAACACAGCCUUGAGAAAAAGCACCCUCUUAAUUCCGCCAGAAUCGCAACUUUGGGGCUUAAAAAUGUCGACGUGAUUUCAGUUUCUGAUGUUAAUUUACAGGCUCGUUUCCUUAUUAGAUUACUUGACCCGAGUUAUAAAAUCGAUCGUGUCGAUUGGGAACAAAGCGGCCUUCUUUUGGGGCAAAUGCCAUGUCAAGGAGAGAGGGAUGAUUGUGUUGGAGCCUCAAUUUCCGGAAAUGGAGAAUUGGGGUUCGAUUUUGUUGAUUUUGAUGGUGUGAAAAUGCGUAAGAUUUGCGAGAACAAUGCAGUUUUCUCGCGAAAUUCGGACUUCAUGAUGAGUGGAAGCAUCCAUUCCAAGUUAGAAUCAGGUGUAAUGGACGAAGUGUUUGGUAAAGAAAAAGCAGCUUCUCGAGGUCCCAAUGAAACUUUAUUCGAAUUUACUAUUGAAAAGUAUGGAGCUAUUAGAUCCUUCUAUCAUUGUUCAAUGGACCCAAACAAACAACAAAAAAUGAAUCUUGAUGCUCUAUUGUCAUCUGAUGUGGCCAUUGGUGAUAUAAGAAAAGGGUUUGUUGUAAAAAGGCUUCUGAGAAAGCCAUUGGAUGUGAGCAAUGAGUACCAAGAAACUGAAGAAUUUGAAGCUGUAGUUCCUCCUGGAUCAGUGCUUCUGUUUCCGAGUGAAAACUCAGUUGGCAUUGAGGGGUUAGAUUUCGAGGUGAGGAAUUUGAUUGUGUUAGAUGGAACGUGGGCCAAGGCAAAGAGAGUGUACAGUGAGAACCCAUGGUUGAAACUUUUGCCACAUUUAAGGUUGGAUUUGGAUAAAUUGAGCUUGUAUAGUGAAGUGAGACAUCAGCCGAGGGCUGGAUAUUUGUCCACAAUCGAAAGCAUUGUAUAUGCAAUGAAGGCUUUAGGGGAAGAUUCUGAAGGAUUAGAUGGUCUCUUGCACGUGUUCGAAUCCAUGGUUGGCGAUCAGAGGCGAAGCAAGGAUGAAAGAUUGAACAAAGCCUCUGAAACACAGAGCAUCUCAUGA
Molecule: messenger RNA, 1278 nt
Organism: Fraxinus pennsylvanica
Lineage: Eukaryota; Viridiplantae; Streptophyta; Magnoliopsida; Lamiales; Oleaceae
Source: the annotation of a GenBank genome assembly